AUGAAGUCAAUCGCGAGAUGCGCCCGCCUGGCGGCGUCGGUGGUCAGCAGCCUCGAGCGACUGUCGCAUCCGCAGUCUCCGAGCCCGUCGCUGUUACUCCGACAGAUCUCUGGUCUGAGAACCUUCCACAGUUCGCCGACAAGACUGCAGGAGAAGAACAAGCUACCAGAAAAAGACAGCUUAUCCUUCAGAGGUCAACUGUAUGAGAGUACCGCCGACCGGCUCAAACGGGAACGAGAGUCUGAAGCGCGAUACAUCCAAGCCACGAGAACUCGCAGAGCUGGUGAAGGACGGUCCCUUGCACUCAGUAUUGUCAUAUUGUCUGUUGCUGGUGCGGGCUACUGGCUAGGGUCCCGAGGCGAAAAAGCCCUCGAUACAUCCUCGACCACUCCGCUCUCUCGCGCCCAUCCUCCCCAGCUCGAUACACGAACUUCCGUCUUACAAGCCGCAUGGGUGGACUUUGCCCAGAUCGUGGGCAAGGACAAUGUCUCGACGGUGCCAGACGACCUCGAAGCGCACUCCGGUUCAGAAUGGUCAUCCUACACGACCAAGCCUAACGAGCGACCCUUUGCCAUUGUGUAUCCCGCUUCAACCGAGGAAGUCUCCCAAAUCAUGCAGGUGUGCCACAAGCGGAAGAUUCCAGUGACGGCGAUUUCCGGAGGUACCAGUCUCGAAGGACAUUUCGCGCCCACACGGGGCGGGAUAUGCAUUGAUAUGGGAAGAAUGGACAAGAUCUUGCAAUUCCACCCUGAAGAUUUGGACAUUAUCGUACAACCUGCUCUGGGCUGGGAAGACCUGAAUGAAUACCUCAAGGGACACGGCAUGUUCUUCCCACCAGAUCCAGGUCCAGGGGCCAAAAUUGGAGGUAUGGUCGGGACAGGAUGUUCCGGCACCAAUGCCUACAGAUACGGGACUAUGCGCGAAUGGGUGAUCUCUCUGACGGUCGUCCUGGCGGAUGGGACUGUGAUCAAGACUAGACGACGACCUCGCAAGUCUAGCGCAGGCUACAACUUGACCCAGAUGUUUAUCGGCAGCGAAGGCACUCUCGGUAUCGUGACGGAAGCGACACUAAAAGUGACGGUACUCCCCAAAUGCCAGUCGGUUGCUGUUGCGACUUUCCCCUCCAUUCAUGCCGCAGCUGAAUGCGUGGCUAAGGUGGUUGGCGACGGGAUCCAGCUUGCCGGAAUAGAAAUAUUGGAUGACGUGCAGAUGAAGUGUAUCAACAAAAGCGGCAUGACUAGCAGACAAUGGCAGGAAGCGCCAACGUUAUUUUUCAAGUUUGCUGGCACGCCGGACGGGAUCAAAGAGCAGAUUCGGACUGUGCAAAAAAUGGCCAAGGGCACCAAAAACAAAAGCUUCGAAUUUGCUAGGAACGACGAUGAAGCUCUGGAGCUCUGGAGCGCCAGAAAGGAAGCGCUCUGGAGUGUAAUGGCUAUGCGAAGGGACGAGACCGACCAUGUUUGGACAACCGAUGUGGCCGUCCCUAUCAGCAGACUCGCCGACAUCAUUCAAGAAACCCGCGACGACAUAGCGAACAGCGGGUUACUGGCUGGAAUUUGCGGGCAUGUUGGCGACGGCAACUUCCACACCAUCUUGCUGUAUAACGACGCCGAGAAGCAAGUCGCCGAGGACGUGGUCCAUCGCAUGAUUCGGCGCGCGAUUGCCAUGGAUGGAACGGUCACCGGAGAACAUGGCGUCGGCCUGAAGAAGCGGGAGUAUAUUCGGGAAGAGUUGGGUGAUGAUACUGUCGACGCUAUGCGCAGGCUCAAGCAAGCAUUUGACCCUUUGGGCUUGCUCAACUGUGAUAAGAUUGUGCAGCUGGAAGCAGGUCAUUGA
Exophiala dermatitidis NIH/UT8656 is the source of this 1836-nucleotide messenger RNA. Its product is annotated as D-lactate dehydrogenase (cytochrome). Gene Ontology annotation, molecular function: D-lactate dehydrogenase (NAD+) activity; D-lactate dehydrogenase (cytochrome) activity; FAD binding. The record is from RefSeq and is a predicted model, not a curated record. The coding region runs from base 1 to 1836 and encodes 611 amino acids. The transcript is spliced from 5 exons. Lineage: Eukaryota; Fungi; Ascomycota; Eurotiomycetes; Chaetothyriales; Herpotrichiellaceae. Gene Ontology annotation, biological process: lactate catabolic process. Gene Ontology annotation, cellular component: mitochondrion.